AUGUGCAAAGGUUGCAUUAACGUCAACGUUGUGGAGCGUUCGCAGCUCCCGCAGGUAUGCCAGCAAGCACUAGCAAAACUGAUCGAGCACAGCAACAAACUCCUAAGAUACUGCACGGAGAUGGAGGACUACUACCGCUCGAUGGGAUACUGCUACCACACAUCGCAGUACACUCAGCGCAAAGAAAUGGCCGAAUGUUCCACCCACGGCGAUCACCUAGUCAAGCUUGAAGAAGCCUUCGACCUUGACGAGCCCGAAGACUACCACAUCCUCUUCAAACCAAUGGAAACUAGUAUUGUCGUCCUGAAGGAAGUGGUAUCAGACGCCGAGCACAUCCCUUCAAACACCCCCACCUCACAACUCGCCAAUAUUUUGACCACAGAGCUCCAACCAAAACUCCACGUCGCCCACAUCACGAUCAACAAGAUGCACAUGUAUUUCGGUGCUAUAAACUCAUACACUAAUACUCUGCGCACGGUUAGCUGCCAGGCCAAUGGCACUCACCUGCCCAACCAGCACCGCGAGACUCCUUGGCACCACCGCAAGUUUAACGUGCAGACUGGAAAGUGGCAGUUGGAGCGUAUGGCGGAGGAGUGGGCUGACUUCCUGAACUGGGUCACAUGUUUGCCUGAGACGCAAGUGUGGAUACAGAAGGGGGAGGAUCCCAGGGAGAUUGCGCUGAGGUGGUUGAAGAAUUUUGUGGUUGUGGAUAUGAGGCUGAGCGAUUUGAACUGA
Bipolaris maydis ATCC 48331 is the source of this 735-nucleotide messenger RNA. RefSeq lists its product as uncharacterized. The record is from RefSeq and is a predicted model, not a curated record. Lineage: Eukaryota; Fungi; Ascomycota; Dothideomycetes; Pleosporales; Pleosporaceae.